Molecule: messenger RNA, 1224 nt
Organism: Ornithodoros turicata
Lineage: Eukaryota; Metazoa; Arthropoda; Arachnida; Ixodida; Argasidae
Exons: 12
Coding region: 74-1168 (364 amino acids)
Source: RefSeq, a predicted model, not a curated record
ACUGUUGGCCUGUGUAAUACUUGUUCUGGGAAUCAUUUUCGUCCUCAUCGUUAUAAGAGCGGGGAUUCUCCUCAUGGAAGGUGACAGUUUCAUCUACGGUUUUGUACCGCACACAACUGUGGCCAAAGAAACUACGCCCAAAGCAAUCCAAGAGGAUAGGACGACACCAAUAGUCACAACCACCACAACAACUACGACGACAACUAAACGUCCGCUCACCGAUGCAGAGCUCACCAAGUUGGCUGAAACCCGACCAAUCACAGUCCUUUUCGUCGGUGAUCGCAGCUACAGCACCAUAUCGAAAGAACAAUUCUACAUCUAUGGACAAAGUCAUCUAAAUGUUAUCAAUGCAAUCGCUGCAAAUUCCGGCUUCAAACUCAAGAUGAAAGUGCACAGCACCUAUCUGAUGACGGAUGAACAGGAUAAGAAUCACCUUAAGCAACGACAGGAUAAAAGCUUCGAUGCAACAGACAUAUCUUCAUUGACUUUACUCCAGGAUGCGGUUGACGAAUACCACGGCGGCAAAGAGGCCGAUAUGGUGUUUGUGCUCACAAGUAAGAGAGUCAUGAAGAAAGACAACAACGUCCUAUACACUAGCUCUUCUAACAGUGGAGUUUGUGGGGGAAAACAAAAGGUCUUGCUGAUCCAGAGUCAUCCCUUCACUUACGAGACUGUGGUGUCCAUCAGGAGCAUCGUCCUGAAUAAGGCAACGAGUGCAAGUUUGCAAGGAUGCAAGACUGAGUUCACUGCGUGCAGACUUGACCGUUUUUUGGCUAAGUACAAGGAAGACUUGAACGCAAGCCUGUGCCACACAACCAGCGAGACUGCAAAGCCACCGACAUUUUCGGGAAUAGUGGGCUUCAGCUUGAAUAAAUUUUGCGAACGCAAAGCCAUCGCCGCAAACACAUCACCAGUCCCAAUCUCUCAUGUGGACAGUACCUGUUUCAGCAACUGCGGGAUCUCGAGCGGCCUUUAUAGCUUGGAUUUCGUUGUACCGUGCCAGGCGCUGGCUACUCCUGGACAGCAUUGCUUCGACGAGAACGACCACUUGUGCUUCGACCGAAAUUGUCAAAAGACUUAUGGUGAGAUAAGGGCGCUUUCACGUCGCAACUGGAAUCUACCUGACAGUGCAUACAACGAAACUGGAGCCUGCGCAUCUGUUCCCUGAUAUGACGCCCGAUGGGCUACAAGUGUCCAGUGCGAGACGUGAUUCUGGACAAUAUU